AUGUAUCAAGAAAACAUCAAUACAAGCAUUUAUUCUCCACAAAGUUCUCAAAUUGAUACUACUUUUAACAAUUUUAAUCCCGGACAGGACGCCCAAAUCAUUAACGAUACGUCUCAAGUGUCUAUGCCAACACCACGUAGCACAGAACCAUUCUAUAUGAAUGAAGUAAAUCAGGCGAUGAAUCAAAGUCACCUUUCACAAUCUACCCAAGCAUAUAAUUCAAACAUUUCCAAUUUCUCGUUCUAUUAUUGCUUCAACCUUCAUCCUCACCAUAUCAAAUGUGAAGAAGUACAAGUAUCCUUUGAUACUUUCUCUCAGAUGAUAAAUAAUACUGACAAUAUUUCUACUUACAAGAUUUAUGUGUUCUAUCAUGAACAAACUGUAACGAAGAAAAUUUAUAAAGUAACCUGCGAAAUUAUUUCACAUACGUUUAUGAUUCAGCUUUUAAACCAAAAUAUUUAUGGAAUCGAAUUUAAUCAGACUGAACAGCAACAAGAAGUUCCUAGGCAACACUUUGAAAAUCUUAAAUUACACUUAAGAAAUGAUUUGGCUCAUUAUUUUUCAUCCAAACAAAUAUAUAAAGAUAAUCAAUAUGAUGAUUUAUAUAAUACGAUUAAUUCCAAUGUCAAUAUCCUCAAUCAUUUUCAACAAAGUAAUGCAAAUACUCUUCCCUAUAAUCAAUCUUCUACUCUUCAACGGGAUGAUAAUAGGCAUGGUGAUGGGAAUUAUACUCAAAAUUACUAUAAUCAUGUUUCGCAACCCUAA
Molecule: messenger RNA, 765 nt
Organism: Funneliformis geosporum
Lineage: Eukaryota; Fungi; Glomeromycota; Glomeromycetes; Glomerales; Glomeraceae
Source: the annotation of a GenBank genome assembly